This is a messenger RNA of Musa acuminata subsp. malaccensis (wild Malaysian banana), 2615 nucleotides long. The record is from RefSeq and is a predicted model, not a curated record. NCBI's taxonomy places the organism in Eukaryota, Viridiplantae, Streptophyta, Magnoliopsida, Zingiberales, Musaceae.
UCGUAAAACUAUGGGCGUCUCGUCUCCUUUCCCCUCCUCGCGCGCUGCGGAGGCGCCGUCUGGAGCUAGGAGGCAUGCCUCGAUCCCGGUGACAAGCGGCUUGCUUGGCUAACCUAGUUGUUGACUCGUUUCCGUCGGGUGCGACGUCCACGGGUGAACCCCUGGCCUUCGGCAUCGGGGACUCCAUUGGGCUCGCCAGGUUCAACGACAGCUACCUUGACCGAAGGUUCCGGCCGCGGAUCUGAUGACGGACAGAUGACUUAUGCUGCAGCUCUCCAACCAAGCCGGUGACGGACAGGCGGGUUGAGGCUUUGGUCAAAACUCGGGCGGUUUGUCUGGGUUUUAGGGUUUCGAUUUUGGAGCAUCCAAUCGGGAGGCGCCGGUGAGUGAGUGGCAAUGGGUUGCCGUCCGUUCUUUAAUGUGACAAGGGAUAUAUCUCGCGGUGUUCAUGGGAAGUGGCGCCUCUUCAAGGGUUGCAUACAUGGAGAUAAUAGCAUCACUGUACAGUGAACGACUUUGAGACUGCUAUAUGUUUGCUGGGGAGGGGAUGAAUCACGCCAUGAUAAAUGGGAUACAUAUAUCUCAACGAUGAUGGGGAUGUCACUUCUCUUCGAUGAAAUGGUUGAUCAGGCUAAUCUUUGUUUGGAAAUAGCGGCCGAGAGAAUCAAGAAAAGCACUCUUGUGGUUGGAUAUAUCUAUGAUAAUCUGGGAGCAAACUACAUGGAGACGAAUUGGCUGCAAUCAAGUGUACAGAUGCUUUUAGUUGAAAGGAUAUCACGGAUGUGUAAUUGGCCAUAUCGUGUUCUGCUGAGAUGUAUCAGAGCCUUGCUAUAGAUCUGCUGAGCUAUUAAGGACUCACUUUGCAAAGUUGUGUCGACGCCAGUAUUCCUAUCUUGUGAUGAUUUUACAGCAAUCAAUCAUCAGAGAAAUCCAUCUGCUGCAGCCUACAGGGACGAACAUCUAGUGGCUCCUGGGAGUAUCAGCACCCAUCACGACAGAGAGACAGAUGACAACGCGCCAUCUCAACCUUCACAUAUAUGAGUUGAUCCAGUAAUCUGAGUCUUGUGGAUCUCAUGGUAAUCUAAUUCACCAGAUGUCUUAAUAUUCUCUUACCAGGGACCAGAGAAGAUGCUGCUCACCAGGUACGUUCUCUCACCCCAUGGGCUGCUCGAAUCCUUGUCCAUGAUCGAGCAUAUGAGCUUUUAGCCAUAUCCAAUUUAUACACUUGAUUUGGCAAGAUAAGAAUGCCUUCUUUUCUUCUUCUUUUGUUGCAAGCUUCAUCAGGGGAAAUGGAGCAUGAAUCCGUCAACGUGUGAGCUCAUUGGUGGGGCGGCUGCGAGCUUUCCGUCUCCCCUCUGAUCGACAAAGGCCAACCAAUCCACUUCGAUCCCACCCACCUGGUCGCGUUCACAACGGUACAGAGCUCAACUCCUGGAACAAGAGAGCCAACAAACCUGGAGCAUCAAUUCUCUUUCCAGCCACUGGUUUCUUAGCGAGACACGAAAAGAACAGAUUGGCGCCUGGACGCCACAAGUUCCAUCAACCACUGUGCAUGUACAACGCAUAGCCAAUACCCACCACGAUGUUGAAGAAGAGCACGAGGGUCAAAUCCGAGGAUUAAAUUACACACGCCUCCCUUUUGUGGCACUUUUAAAUGAGAAGGAAUACGACCCUUCCGAAGCCAUCGCUCCGACUGAUCUACAUGCAUCGAACCCAGAAUCGAAUCCAUCCCCCCUCCUACAACCGUCGAUUUGCAUGUCGUAGAAUUUGGACCGUCUGAUUUCGAUUCGAUGCUGCCGCAGUUGGAGAGGAUCCGACAUUCUUCCUCUGGACCCACCGCUUCCCUCCAAGUCUAAGGCCCCCUGGCAACCCAAAGCCGCCUUCCACUGUGAGCUGCCCACCCGCAUGGGAGGAGGCGGAGAGCGGAAGGAGGGCGACGAGGCCAAGUACCGCGGCGUCCGACGCCGGCCGUGGGGGAAGUAUGCGGCGGAGAUCCGUGACCCCAGUCGGCACGGCGCCCGCGUCUGGCUCGGCACCUUCGGCACCGCCGAGGAGGCCGCCCGUGCCUACGACAAGGCCGCCUUCCAGAUGAGGGGCGCCCUCGCCGUGCUCAACUUCCCCGACGAGGUCGUCCAUUAUCGCGGCGGCGCAACCUCCUCCUCCUCCUCCUCGUCGGCCACGGGCCGACCUCGCAGGAGCGCCACCACCGGGAAGCAGGUGAUCGAACUGGAGUGCUUGGACGACAAGGUGUUGGACGAGCUUCUGCAGUCGAGUGAAGGCUUCAAGUAAAAGCUGUGUAACUAUCGAGUCCAUUAAAGAGUCUAAUCUUAAGCUUCUUCGUAGUAGAAAGCUUCUUGUGUUACAUGAAUGCUCAAGAUUUGAUGACAAUAAGAAAGAGUGAGAUGCGGUAGCUUUUUGGAUCCAAUAACUCGGCCGAGAUGUUCUCUCUCGAGGCCAACUGGUCGAAGUUACUGUAUUUGACCUUCAUGAGAAGGAAGAUAGCAUUGACUUCUUAUGUCUGUACGGUUGGCUGUAAUGUUGCAUAGGGGAAUGAAUGCAUGUUCGGGUCAAGCUGUGCGCAGCUGCAGGGACGAGAGAUCAAAAGCCAAACAGUU